Messenger RNA from Plasmodium inui San Antonio 1, 2439 nucleotides. RefSeq lists its product as hypothetical. The transcript is spliced from 3 exons. The record is from RefSeq and is a predicted model, not a curated record. The coding region runs from base 1 to 2439 and encodes 812 amino acids. NCBI's taxonomy places the organism in Eukaryota, Apicomplexa, Aconoidasida, Haemosporida, Plasmodiidae.
AUGCAGAUGGUGUGCGACUUCGCGCACCUGAAGAUGCUGCACGGGACGGUGCCCAUCGGGAAGAUCAUUUACACAAACUUGAAGGAGCUAGCGAAAAAACAAGAGUACCGCUUCGACGAAGAAAUCGAAGACUUCUCCAAACUGAGAGAAAAAAUAAUAGCAAUGCAAAACAAAGGGGUUAAUGGAAAUUUGCUAAAAUUGUACAAGGAGUAUUUAUUUUACUUCGAGACGUUCCGAAAAAAGAAUUUAUUGAAGGAGAAAAAAAAAUUGCUAUGGACGAAUGACGCAUUUGAUGAGUAUAAAAGAGUGGAGUACGAAUUUGAGAAGGAACACAUUUUGAUCAUAUUUAAUAUCGGCCUUGUAGCAGCGGCUUUGUUAAAAAUGAAAAAGAGUUCCGAUGACGUCAAGAUGUUGAAUAGAAUGUCCAACGACGUGGUGGAGAUAUUUAAUUAUUUAUUUGUCCAGAUGAAUGAAGAUAGAAUUCCCGAACUACCAGACAUAAACUGCGUAACCUGUUACGUCUUUUUGUGUAUAUCUAUGGCGUAUCAUGAGAAUAUGUUUUACAACACAGCUCUGGCGAAGAAGUACAAGCGGAACUUAUUGGCAAAGCUUUCUUUCAAUAUACACUGUCAUUUUAAGAAUGCACUGCGCUGUUUAGAAGGGAAGGAAUUGCAUUUAUUUUUUAAGAACCCGUCGAAAAUUUCCUCCUCAGCGGAGAUAAAAUCCAGUUUGCAUCAUAUCAGAAGUAGCAACAGUCCAUUUUACAACUUCGUGCAUGUGAACAAGAUGAUUUUUAUUUGUAUUAGUAAUUUCCAUACAGCGUUGAAAUACGCCACUGUAAAUUCGGAGACGACCCCAGAGGAUAAUCUAAAGAUUGAGAAAUACGAUUUGGACAAAAUUGGAGAAAUUAUAUCUCGACUCAAGUACAGCCAGGAGAACGUUGAAAGGUGUGUAGACCUCUGCAGGAAGUAUAGCUUUAACAUUAAUCUGAGCUCCCUAAGGGGAAAAAUUAACACUGCCAUAGACUACUUCGAGUAUGAAAACAAGAACAUAUAUUUUGAAGUCAUUCCUAGUUAUGAGAGUCUCAGCCAAAUAAAAGGCACUUCCGAGGUCCUCAAACUGAAGGAUAUAGACGUGUCGUCCAUUUAUAUCAAGAGGGACAAUAUCUCUUGCAGUUUGAAGUUACUCUUUAAUGAGAAGGCAGAGCUGGUUUACAAUCUGUACAAUAAGGAGGCUACCCCUAUGUAUGACACGUUUUAUAAGAAUUUUUCAACCCUACGGGAUCAGUACAAGUUGAUAAAUUUGAGCUAUCGUAAAAAUAUCCUCCUGACUCUGCACAAUGUUAUUAUAAGCACGUAUAAUAAAAUUACGAACCUACAUAAGCCUAGUCACUUCCAAAAUAACUUAACUUUUUUACAAAAUAUGGAACAAAAUUUGAAGGAAAUUUUAACCCAAGUGGAGAAUAGCCUGACUGCGGAACAUACGAACCAUGUCGAAUUCCAGAGGAAGUUCCUAAACGUAGGGAUCAAUCAAGAAUCGGUUAAUUCGUAUAAUUCCUUUUUGUACCACCUGAAUAUUUUUAAAAAAUCUUUAGAAGAAAUUCACUCCAGUGUAGAAUCCUUUCGAGAGUUUCUUCAGGACAAUCAGAUGCACUUUCAGAUUUGUCAAAUGGAUUUAUCGACGUUUGUGAAAUAUAUUGUUGACGAUUUGAAUACCUGCACCGAUGUAAAUAUUGAGUCUUUGGACCAGGAGUAUAUGCACUAUAAGAAUCUGCUGUCUGAGGAGAGGGAUAAUGAGACGAAUUCGGUCAGCAGUAUUGGCGAUUUGUCGGAGUUGUCCAAUGGGACCACCCCAUCCUUGAAUUACUUCGAUUUUCAUGCCUUCCUCAAGAGUCACAAUUUGACUUAUGGACCACAAAAUAGCAACGGAGUUAACGAGAAGAACCUCUUCCACUAUGACGCUGUGAAUAACUACAUCAAUGUGCACUCGGAGGAGAAGCUCUUCUUCGUCAUCCUCGCCAUUUACUUUUCGCUGAGCAUACAGCUAACCGACUUCGGCGCCGACCUGGAGGAGCUCAAGAGCAGCAUGCACGAUGUGUUCCUUAACUCCAUCUCGGAGGAACGCGACGAGGACAAGCUGAACGACCUCCUGCAGAAGCAGAAAGCCGCCCUCAUCGCCAAGAAAGCCAAAUUGGAGGAAAGCGUCUCCUCCUUCGAGAAAAGCCUCAACCAGUUCUAUGACUACUAUCACGAGUAUAACAAAUUGGACUACUUUAAGACGAUCGAGGACCUGAACACCUUCACCAAAAACCUCAUGGGCACCGUCGAGAGGCUAAAAGAAAUGAACAAGAAGCAUUCCUACACGCUGAAGAACUCGCUUGUGUUUAAGGACGACGUAAGAAAGGAACACCAUCCGUUUGUUGUCUCAUUUGGCGGAUAA